CUUUUCUGCACUCACGAGUAAUCCUCCACUCUUCGCCUUUUCUUUCCAGCCUAUUUUGGUUGAUUAUAUGCUUUAAUUGUUAAGUGUUUCUUGGGAAAAUGAAGGAAAACGUAGGGAACCCUUUGCAUCUCAAAUCUUUGAACCACGUCUCACUUGUGUGUAAAUCAGUUGAGGAGUCCAUUGGUUUCUAUCAGAAUGUUCUUGGGUUCGUUCCUAUCAGGAGGCCCGGCUCUUUUGACUUUGAUGGGGCAUGGUUAUUUGGCUUCGGGAUCGGAAUACAUCUAUUGCAAUCAGAUCAUCCGGAGAACAUGCCAAAGAAGACUGAAAUUAAUCCAAAGGAUAAUCAUAUCUCUUUCCAGUGCGAGAGCAUGGGUGCAGUAGAGAAGAAGCUGACGGAGAUGGAGAUCACAUACGUGCGGGCAAUGGUAGAGGAAGGCGGGAUCCACGUUGAUCAGAUAUUCUUUCACGAUCCUGAUGGAUUCAUGGUGGAGAUAUGCGACUGUGACAACCUUCCGGUGGUCCCUUUAGCCGGCGAGAUGGCUCGGUCAUGCUCGCGCAUAAACCUCCAAAUGAUGCAGCAUCAGCAGCAGAUCCGAGUGGUCCAUCAGUAGAAAAUAGGGGGGUUUGGUGGAGUGCCAAUAAUAAUAAAAUCAUCGGAAAUGUGUUCCAUUUUCUAUUGCUUUUUCUUUGUGUGUGUGACAGGACAACGUUGUGAACUCAUGAUAAUCAUCAUCCAAAUGGGAAAUUGUUUGUUUUCCAACUUUGCUGUAGAAGUUGGAAUCUCAA
Alnus glutinosa is the source of this 786-nucleotide messenger RNA. RefSeq names its product glyoxylase I 4-like. The coding region runs from base 99 to 611 and encodes 170 amino acids. The record is from RefSeq and is a predicted model, not a curated record. NCBI's taxonomy places the organism in Eukaryota, Viridiplantae, Streptophyta, Magnoliopsida, Fagales, Betulaceae. The transcript is spliced from 3 exons.